Molecule: messenger RNA, 2277 nt
Organism: Aspergillus tanneri
Lineage: Eukaryota; Fungi; Ascomycota; Eurotiomycetes; Eurotiales; Aspergillaceae
Gene: creB
Product: ubiquitin C-terminal hydrolase CreB
Exons: 4
Coding region: 1-2277 (758 amino acids)
Biological process (GO): protein deubiquitination
Cellular component (GO): nucleus; cytosol
Molecular function (GO): cysteine-type endopeptidase activity; cysteine-type deubiquitinase activity
Source: RefSeq, a predicted model, not a curated record
AUGGGGUCCUUUUUGAGGAGCUUUCGGAGAGAUGUGGGACCUCCCACGCCUUCGGUCGGCGCCACUCCCGCGAAGAAAGAACCUCCUGCGGCUCCAAUGACCCCGCUAGAGAAGAUGCUGAAGGAUAUGGGGCGAAUCCGUGAGGAUGGUAGUGAUAAAUUUUAUGGGAUGGAGAAUUACGGCAAUACUUGUUAUUGUAACUCAAUAUUACAAUGUCUUUAUUAUUCUGUUCCUUUUCGGGAAGCCGUCAUCAAUUAUCCGACGCGAACGCCCAUCGAAAGCCUGGAGGCAGCAUUGGCUGAGAAUCUCCGCUAUCAGGAUCCUAACGCCAGUCUAGAAUCCGAAGCACAGGCUGAGAAACAGAAAGUCGCCAACCAACAACGGCCUGGCGCGCCGCCGAAUCAACCGCAGAAACCCGAGGAUAAGGAUUCACCUGAGUACAAGAAAAAGAUGGCCCUCCAGACACUCCCGAUAUUGGAAACAAAGAACAACGCGGCCAGUUAUGGAAUGUCAGAGUCACUCUUUACUUCACUGAAGGAUAUCUUUGAGUCACUCGUGGCUAGCGAAUCCCGAAUCGGCAUUAUCCGACCACAACAGUUCUUGGAUGUUCUCCGACGAGAGCAUGAGAUGUUCCGGUCAGCUAUGCACCAGGAUGCACAUGAGUUUUUGAAUCUCUUACUCAAUGAAGUGGUUUCAAAUGUGGAGGAAGAGGCCUUGAAACAGCCGGUACAGCGAAGCGUGCCGCCAGCGGAGAGUGUUGAAUCGAGCGACUUGUCGACGGGUUCAGGGUCGAAAACACCAAAUACAACUCGAUGGGUGCAUGAGCUGUUCGAAGGAACUUUGACGUCGGAAACACAGUGCCUCACCUGUGAGAAAGUCUCCCAGCGCGAUGAGGUUUUCUUGGAUCUCUCAGUGGACCUGGAGCAGCACUCAUCGGUCACAUCGUGCUUACGGAAGUUUUCUGCGGAGGAAAUGCUCUGCGAAAGGAACAAGUUUCACUGCGACAACUGCGGAGGUCUGCAAGAGGCGGAGAAGAGGAUGAAGAUCAAGCGCUUGCCGCGGAUUCUAGCCUUGCAUCUCAAGCGGUUUAAAUAUACCGAGGAUCUGCAACGGCUUCAGAAGUUGUUCCAUAGGGUUGUCUAUCCUUACCAUCUGCGGCUCUUCAAUACGACCGAUGACGCGGAAGAUCCGGACCGCUUGUACGAGCUGUAUGCGGUAGUGGUACAUAUCGGUGGCGGACCUUAUCAUGGGCACUAUGUUGCCAUCAUCAAGACACAGGACCGAGGGUGGUUACUGUUCGACGACGAGAUGGUGGAGCCUGUCGACAAGAACUAUGUCCGUAACUUCUUUGGCGAUAAACCAGGGUUGGCCUGCGCCUAUGUGCUAUUCUAUCAGGAGACUACUCUUGAGGCUGUAUUGCGGGAACAGGAGCAGGAGAACAUGGAUUCGACUGCAGAGACGAACGAGUCGGUUUUCAAACAGAAUAACACCGUCCUGACUCCGGCACUGGCCCAUGUCCACAGUGCUUCCCAGAUUCCCUCAGUAGAUGAUCCCACUCCAUUCAUGGGCCUCAAACGGGCCCCAACUGCGCCUCCUCAGCUGUCUACCCACCUUGAACAUAUUGAUGCGGAGAGCGCCCAUGUGAGCACACCCAUUAGUCCACCUGUUCCGCCAAUACCGGAAACGCCAGCUCUGCCUCUUAGCCCCAAGAAGAGCGAUCUAUUGUCCAAGAAAGAAAGGGCUAGGGAAGAGAAGGAACGAAGGGUAGCCGAGAAGGAGAGGGAGAAGCAGCGCCGGAAAGAAACAGAAGCAAGAUUGAGGGAGAGCCAACGACGGGAAGACGCCGAAAUGAAGGCCGCUCUGGAAGCGAGCAGAACAUCCUUCAAGGCCGACGAGGACCGACGUAAUGUCUCCGAUUCCGGAAGGGAUAGUGACUCGAAGAUGUUUGGUGGCGGUCUAAGCCGUCUGAAACGAGGCAGUAAGAGCAUCGGUCACCGAUUAGGCAAAGACCGAGAAAGUCGGACUUCUUCAUCCAGCUUCUCAACCACACCACCGAUCACCGAGCAUCAGUUCCCUAUCCGAGGCACAGCGGAGCAGUCGCAACAACACUUCGUGCCGACUCCACCAGCUCAAACCGAGCAGUCGCAGACAUCAGUCAACUCCAACAGAAAUGCAAGUCACGACGAAGAGCGUGACACCCUCAAGGAUCCCAAAAGCCAUGGAAAAUGGAGAAGCUUCACCAGUAUCAGGAAGAAAUCUUUCAGCAUUCUUUCUUGA